This is a messenger RNA of Kockovaella imperatae, 1907 nucleotides long. RefSeq lists its product as hypothetical. The record is from RefSeq and is a predicted model, not a curated record. Gene Ontology annotation, cellular component: nucleus. NCBI's taxonomy places the organism in Eukaryota, Fungi, Basidiomycota, Tremellomycetes, Tremellales, Cuniculitremaceae. Gene Ontology annotation, molecular function: nucleic acid binding; exonuclease activity. The transcript has 10 exons. Bases 1 to 1617 code for a protein of 538 amino acids.
AUGUUUCGCUCUCUCGGACUGUUCGCAUCGGCUCUCUGUCCUGAUCCCUCUUGCCACCGUCCAAAAUGCAUGUUCAAUCACGGAGAGUCGAGUCGAAAGCGCAAGGAGACUGUAGAGGAGAAGGAGCCAGUCACAGGUCAUGAAACUGUCAAGAGCCUCGGGAUCAAUGGUGGCAGAGCGACUUCGACAAGCUCACAGGCUCAACCGAAGCCAGGCUCGAGCAAGGCUGUUCCUACGAAUGCCGCCAAUAGUUUAGGCCAUCACGCACCGGUACUUGCGUCGAAGAAACCACGAGUAGAGGCAGAUGAGACCAAAGGGAAAGGCACGCCGGCAGCUGCCCCUGAGGUUAUCGUCAAUCCAAUGAGACCACCGUCUAUCCCCACCAUCAAUCUCAAGUUGUCACCGCAACCAUACGCCGACAGGCAGAAGGGCCUCCAGACCCUCUUCCAGCAAUACACAAAACUCUAUCGCCCUCUGUUGACGGAGCAUCCUGAUCUUGCCCAUACAUCGGCCCUUCGGCAAGAAGCAGAGACCUCAUCUACUUGCCCGAACAUCAAGACAUACAAAUCAGCCAUUCAUCACGCAGCUGUCUCUGUCUCUCGCCGAGCGGCGCCCGAUUCGCCCACUCAUCCGUCUGUCGGAACGCUUAAAGAGUCCCGAGCAGCUUACGAGAAGUUGGAGAAAGACCUCGCUGGUAGACUGACGAAGGAAAAGGUCGCGCAGUAUCUCUUGCCGCUGGAUCAAUUCAAAAUUUGGGCAUACCCUGAUCCGAGAAACCAAGAUCUUCUGAAUGGAGGCGAUGAGCCAGAUUGCCAAGGGAUCCACCAGACUUGUUCGCGAUGCAAGAAGCCCUUCGUGGUGUCUUCAAAAUAUCUGCAAUCCAGAUCUGGUGAAUGUCAGUUCCAUUAUGGCAAGAUACAGCCUGAACGUAUUGAAGGCAAGCGGAAAUGGAUCUACACUUGUUGUCGUCGAGAGCGAGGAGAAGCAGGAUGCGAGGAGGGUAUUCACGUCUUUACGGACGGGGAUGAUGAUGCCAAACUGGCAAAGAGGAAAGCAUUCAAGACUGUCCAGCAAGUCUGGGAGGAGAGAGGACAAGCGGGGACCGAAGCGAAAAGCAAAAAGGUCGCGGAUGUUGUCGGUAUGGACUGCGAAAUGAUCUACACCACUGGUGGCUCUUCACUUGCGCGUGUCACCGUUGUUGACCAAUCUGGAGUCAUUCUGCUGGAUGAGAAAGUCCGACAGCCUGUACCUAUCCUCGACAUAAACACCAGAUUCUCUGGUCUUCAUCCCGGAGAGCUUGAUGAUGCCGUGAUGGAUCUUGAAGCAGUUCGCUCUGCUGUAUGCGUCUUUGUCGGGCCCGAAUCCGUGAUUGUGGGACACGGGCUCGAGAAUGAUUUGAGAGCAUUGAGGUUACUACACGAUAAGAUCAUUGACACUGCCACGAUCUUUCCUCAUGAUAAAGGUCCGCCUUAUCGACGAGCCCUAAGAGACUUGGUGAAAGAAAAGCUGGGCUACUUUAUUCAAGAGCGGACAGCAGAUCUUGGUCACUCUUCCGCCGAAGAUGCCAAGGCCACUCUGGAAGUUUUGAAAUGGAAAGUCAGGGAUGACGCGGCAUGAAAAUGUAUCAAUAUAAGCCAAUGUCGUCGCAUCCACUGUAUGUGUUGGAAUCCGCCGGCUCUGGAAGGCGUCCUCUGCUCUGCCGUCCAUUGGCAGGCCGAAGCAUGUGUUUUUUUCUAUUUGAGCAUGUAAUCACCGAGCUGUUUGCGAUGCAAGAAAACGUCUCUUAUCACAUGAUCCAGACUACUCAGGCGCCAACAAUCCGGAGGCUGAUCAUUGGGUGAGUAACGGAUUCCAUCUCAGUCAACGAGUGGACCAACAAGACAAGUACAUGACAUGCGAAGUGCGAU